CCGAAGAUGAUGGUGUCCCACUGAAGACCUGAGGAACAUCCUUCCAGACUCCGGAGGGUCGCAUGCUGGCGCAGAGACCACGGCUCCAGUAUAUAAAUCAGGCAAAUUCCCCAUUUGAGCAUGAACCUUUGAAAACGGCCGGCAUCUAAGGUCUCCUCCAAGGCCCCUGGAGUCCAGCCCAUAAUGAAGGUCUUGGCCGCAGGAGUCAUACCCCUGCUGCUGGUUCUGCACUGGAAACACGGGGCAGGGAGCCCCCUUCCCAUCACUCCUGUCAAUGCCACCUGUGCCACACGCCACCCAUGUCACAGCAACCUCAUGAGUCAGAUCAGGAACCAACUGUUGCAGCUCAAUGGCAGUGCCAAUGCCCUCUUUAUUCUCUAUUACACAGCCCAGGGGGAGCCAUUUCCCAACAACUUGGACAAGUUGUGUGCCCCCAACGUGACGGACUUCCCACCCUUCCAUGCCAAUGGCACCGAGAAGGCCAAGCUGGUGGAGCUGUACCGCAUCAUUGCAUACCUUGGCACUUCCCUGGGCAACAUCACCCGGGACCAGAAGCUCCUGAACCCCAAUGCCCUCAGUCUCCAUAGCAAGCUCAAUGCUACUGCAGACAUCAUGAGGGGCCUCCUCAGCAAUGUGCUAUGUCGCCUGUGCAGCAAGUACCACGUGGCCCAUGUGGACGUGACCUAUGGCCCUGACACCUCGGGGAAGGAUGUCUUCCAGAAGAAGAAGCUUGGCUGUCAGCUCCUGGGGAAGUAUAAGCAGGUUAUCGGAGUGGUGGCCCAGGCCUUCUAGAAAGGAGAUUUUGAAGUGUGCCAUGAACUGUGGGGGUCUCAGGAGCAGAAUCCAGUUGUGGGGACUCUCCAAGUGUGGCUGAGACCUAGGGCAUCAUUAAACCCAAAUAGUGGGCUGCUGGCAGCCCAGUUGGGUGUGCUCUGAUGGGGCAGCACAGAGUUAAAACUUUCAUAGGCAGCCUCUAUUCAAAGCCCACCAGAAGGACAUGCCCCUUCCUCUGGGAGAUGGUAACCAGGACUGGGGAAGUAUGGGCAAGAUUUCUGCCCUCAUUUGUCCCCUCUGCCCCUUGCUCGCAUUAUGCAGUGAGCAAACUGCAUGAGUUUUCUGACCAGAAGGAGCUGGGGGAGUUGUUCGGUUCCCUGGUGGAAUGACCACUGUCUGUGCCUUUGUGGUCCCUUUGGUAGGCUUUGAAAGGCUUGGUUGGGACUCAGGUGGGCCAGAGGGACUGGGAUCUAAAAGGACUCCUUGCACCCUAGAAGUAGAUGGAAGAUAGAGAAGGGGCUCUUGGGUGGGAUGCUGUCUUCUCUUGAGGAUGGUUGGAGAUCUCAGGCGUACAUAUUGUUAGGUGGAAGGUUCCAGAAGGUUGCUGGUAUUCCGUGUCUUAGGAUGACAGUGAGGCCAACAUCAGGCCCAGGAAGGAAGAGGUUGGAAGGAGGAGAGGCCCCAGAAGCCUUGAUGGCUUUUCUUUUCUCCUCUGCAUUCUUUUCCUACUGUCUGGUGUGACCAGGAUUUGGGGGCUCGACCUGAAGGUGGCGUGUGUGGAGGUGGGCAGGGGCAGGGGCAGGUUGUGAAGUUAGGUGAGGAGGUUCAGAGGCAAUCCAGAAUCUUCCUUCUGGAGAAGAGUCCAUAAGGGAGGGGACAGGUAGCUCAGAGUAGCAGCUCACAUCUGAGGUCCUUAGGGGCCAUGUGAGGUCACACAAAGGUACUUGAGGGGGACCAGAGGCCAACUCAGGUCCCUAUAGCAAGGGCAGCAGACUUGAGGUCAGGGUCUCAGGGAUGCCUGAGAUCCAAGAGUGCUGUGUGUCUGACCCAGCUUGAUUACCUAUUUAUUAUGAUAUCCUAUUUAUGUUAACUUAUUGGUGCUUUAAAUGGCAAAGUCAAUUCCCUUUCCUUGCUCCUUACCCAGCAGAAAUAACACAGUGGAUCCUUACACAGGAGCCAGGGCUAGGCUUCACUUAGCGGAGCCGGGUCUGGAAACUGAUGGUGUUACAAGUGGAAUAAGCCUUACGGGUGAAGCUCAGAGGAGGAUCAGGAUCUGAGAGAACUGGCCAGCUCUCCUGCCCCACUCUGACUCCCUUUGGGGGUGGGUGUCAGGGUCCAGGCGGCAGAGCCUGGGCCAGUUUGUGGAGUGGCCUGGUGCUUUUUCUUUUCUUGGCUUCGGGGGCUUCUGCAUAUUGUGCUCUGGCGCCCCCUGGAAUCAUGCUGCAAGGGGUACCGUUCAUGGUCUACCCUGAGGUAGUAGACAUGGCAGCCCUGUUUCAUGACCUGUUACUGAUUCUUUGUCCUCAUCAAUGAGCAGUUGAGGGAACCUGGAGCAAUCCUGACCCAGCAUGCAGCAUGCUCCCACACAGUGGGGAAACUCCUCUGGUGGCCUGAACACCCACAGAGGGCGCACAGAGGAAGCCAGGGCAGUGUGGGGAUUGCUCAGCUGCCCUGUGCUCCAGAGACAGGGAAAGCCAGGCCCAAGACGCCUGGGAUGCAGACCAGGAAGCUGUGGUCCCUGGUACCCCGCCUCCCUCCCACUCCCACCCAUGUCUGGGCUCCCAGGCAGGGAACCCGAUCUGAUCUCUUCCUUUGUGCUGGGGCCAGGCAAGCUGAGAAACGCCCUCCGGUCUGGGAGUAGGGGAGAGAGAGAGGCAGCCAAGCUGGGCAGCUGUUGAGAGCAGCCUUCUGGCUGCUUCUCAAACCCCUCGCGGCAGUGAUCCUAGCAGUUCAGCCACAGGAUUACGGUACUGAUGAUGGUAUUUCACAUCACUUUGCACCUUUCUCUGUUGUUCUCUAAGCACUUUACCCGGAUGGCAAGUGGGCAGACAGCAGGCAGGCCCUGAAACCUGGGGUGGGGAAGCUAGGAGUCAUCUAUCCCAAUGGCUAGGCUAAGAUGUGGCGGUGUGUGGCCGAGGACGCCACAGCAGCUGCAUCUUUUUCUAUCUGUUUGAAUGUGGGUCACACCCUUGUCCAGGAUCGCAGCCUGCUACCCUCCUAUCUGUCUGCUCCAUCGGACUCAGGACUGGCUGCAUUUCUCCAAGGUUAGCUGUAAGAAAGACAACUUGUCUGAAAGCCAGAAUGGAUGAUUCUGUAGCCCAGAGCCUGGGGCUGGCUGGAUCUUGCCAUCAUCUCGUUUCCCUGUGGACACGGAUUCCCUGGGCUGGGCCCACCUGGCAGCCUCUGAGGGCUCAGGAACCAAGAUAUUCUCCUCCUCCCUGCCUGCACAGCCCUUGGCUCCAUGACGCUCUGCCCCGCCUGGACUCUGCCCUAAAGGACUGAUUCUCAACGCUCUUUCUAGAUUCAACUCCAGCAGGUUGGCGCCCACUUUGCACAGCAGCACUGAAUUUUGGAGAUUUUCUGUGAAAAAGCUUUGGGGACAGGAAAUUGUGCAUUUUGGCAUUUUUCAUCUGUGGGUGUUGACCACCAACUGGCAUGAUGGGCUGGGUGCCCGGGCCAGAGGAGGAGAGAUGGGUCAUCUGUAGAGGACAGGGUAGGAGAGUCAUUUUGCAUUUUAUUAAGAGAGAUGUAUUGGAAACCUUAUUUAUUAUUUAAAGAUUUAAACCAAGACAGCACUGCUAGUUUACUUGUCUCUUCUCCUUAUCCUCCUCAUCUUCCUCCUUGACUGAAGCAGUCCAGCUCUGCUUUGCUGGCUCUCCAGAGCAGACACAGCAUAUGGGAUUGGAGCCCUAGAAUCCAGCAUGGUAGCAGUCAGGUAGCAAUUGUCUUCCAACGGUACAGAUGUUCCUAUGUUAAAAUAAUCUCUAACCCCCCACCCCGCCCCAAUCCUGGUACCUGGGCUUCAUCUCUCAUCCGCAUUGCUAGCUCAGUAGGCCCCAUGGGGCCUCAGAUGUUUCCCUCCUUCCUUUCCAUUGGAAAGGACUUGGCCUUGGGCAACAAAUUCCUCUUUGAUGAAUGUACCCUGUGGGAAUGUUUCAUACUGACAGAUUAUUUUUAUUUAUUCAAUGUCAUAUUUAAAAUAUUUAUUUUUUAUACUGAAGGAAUACUUUUUUUUUUUUUUAAGAA
Molecule: messenger RNA, 4020 nt
Organism: Sciurus carolinensis (gray squirrel)
Lineage: Eukaryota; Metazoa; Chordata; Mammalia; Rodentia; Sciuridae
Gene: Lif
Product: LIF interleukin 6 family cytokine
Exons: 4
Coding region: 184-792 (202 amino acids)
Biological process (GO): immune response
Cellular component (GO): extracellular region
Molecular function (GO): cytokine activity; leukemia inhibitory factor receptor binding
Source: RefSeq, a predicted model, not a curated record